AUGCUUAUAUUGGCGCUUUGGUAUUUCGCUGCUUUGCCUCUUUCGAACGCCGUCGAUCCCCUAGUCGACCUCGAUUACAGCCAAUACCGUGGGAUAGCUCGCGGAACUGGUGUCACCGAAUGGUUGGGCAUUCGGUAUGCUACUCCACCCACAGGAGACCUGCGCUGGAGGGCCCCACAGCCGCCGCAGCAUGAAGAUGGAGUUAUGGAGGCCGAUAGGAACCCGGAUGAUCCUACCACCUCAGAAGAUUGUCUAUUCCUCGAUGUCUACGCUCCAAGCAACGCUACUCCCUCUUCGAAACUCCCUGUCUAUUUGUUCAUUCAGGGAGGUGGCUUCAACGAGAACUCCAAUGCCAAUUACAAUGGCACGGGCUUGAUCAAGGCAUCUGGAAUGAACAUUAUCGUCGUGAACUUCAAUUAUCGCGUUGGACUAUUCGGAUUUCUUUCGAGCACAGAGGUUGUGGCCAAUGGCACCACCAAUGUUGGCCUACUGGACCAGCGGAUGGUCAUGAAAUGGGUACAGAGCUACAUAACGAGGUUCGGUGGUGAUCCGUCGCAUGUUGUCAUUGGGGGAGAUAGCGCCGGCGCUGCAGCCGUGCUUUAUCAUCUGAUGGCGUACGGCGGCCGUGACGAGGGCCUUUUCCAUGCCGCAGCUGCCGAAUCAUCGUCUUUCGGGAACAUGUUCAACGUGUCCCAAUCCCAGUAUCAGUACGAUACUAUCAUCGAAAGAGUCGGAUGUGGACACGACCAAGUUGAAGACACCCUCGGCUGUAUGCGCUCACUCAAUGCAUCAUAUCUGCAGAAGAACAACUGGAACAUUCCCUACCCUAACCUGGGAUCAGGAGCCAGCCCCCCGCUCUAUAUGUAUGGACCCACUAUAGACGGCGACUUUAUCACGGAUGACAGCUAUCGUCUUCUUGAGCAAGGGAAGUUUGUACACGUUCCAGUCAUAUUUGGGUGCCAAAUGGAUCAAUUCCUUCUGGAUCAGUUCAUUAUGAUGACACAAGAGCAGCUGAACAAAACAAAUGCCAUGUACCGACCUGCAGAGACGUAUCGAAACCAAGGCCCGUUGUGGCGUGCGCUCAGCAACGCGUACGGCGAGAUGAGGUACAUGUGUCCAGGUCAGGCCGUCGGCAGCGCAUUCAGUAGUGCUGGUACCUGGAUCUAUCGCUAUAACGUCAUGGAUCCACUCGAAAUGGAAGGGGGCCCAUAUAACGUCGCUCCCGGUUCCGCACCAGCAUCGUACUAUCCGGGUCAAUCAAACGCCGCGAUCAUUCCAAUCAUCCAGGGGUACUGGACGAGCUUCAUACGUACCUAUAAUCCGAACAUCUAUCGCCUUGCCGGGUCGCCAGAAUGGGUUCAGUGGAACGCAUGGGCGAAAGACAGACUCCUCUUCCAGACGAAUGCUACAGCUAUGGAGAUUGUUGAUUACGGACAGCAGGCGAGGUGUGCGUAUUUGCAGUCCAUAGGCGUUUUGACGCAACAGUGA
This is a messenger RNA of Dacryopinax primogenitus, 1488 nucleotides long. Its product is annotated as alpha/beta-hydrolase. The transcript is spliced from 6 exons. Lineage: Eukaryota; Fungi; Basidiomycota; Dacrymycetes; Dacrymycetales; Dacrymycetaceae. The record is from RefSeq and is a predicted model, not a curated record. Bases 1 to 1488 code for a protein of 495 amino acids.